AUGCCGAGUUGGAACUAUUUGCCAGUAGAAAUCAAACAACAUGUCAUCAAGAAACUUGACUUCAUUAGCAGACACUCAUUGAAAAAUACUUCUCACUGUGAUCGUCUUAUUGUCAAUUCGACGCCUAUCCAGUUGCCACGUGUCCGAUUUGGUUAUAAAGAAGAUAAGUGUGUUAUUGUGAUUUAUGCUGGAAUCGACAAGUUUUGGAGAUUGGAAUUUGAGAAAUAUAAGAAAGGAGUGAUUGUUUAUAAAUCCGAAAAUAGCUGGGACCCGAAAGAUAUCACCAAAAAAGUUAUUCAUUGUACUAAACCUCUCCAAGUUUCGAUUAUGAUUCUGAAAAGUUUGCUUGCCCACAACUCAAUUCUAAUGAAUGCAAUGGAAUGGAACAUCACGCAAAACGAUAUCUCCAAAGGAGUUCAUAAUCGCAUUUUGAAGCUCCUGGACGGCGCAAAAUUUCGAGUGACUGAAAUGGUAAUGGGAAGAAACAUGUGGACGGAGGUGAGACACUUUAUGAAAAGUGUAUGCUACUAUGAGAAAGUGAAGACGCUGAGAAUAUUUUGCUUGUCAUUUGACACUCAAAAUUUGGCUCCAAUUAGUGCAUGUCAACUCGACCAAUUUUAUGAAGGACGACACUUUUAUACCACUAAAUUGAAUAUGGAAAACAACACAUUGUCAGUGUUUUUAUCCAACUUUACUGAAUUAACCAGGGACCGAUAUUUGGAAGUAGAGGAGAAUAGAACGUCUUCUAUUAUGUUUUUUGACAAAACUAUGGUGAAAGCGCCGGGCGGCAUUGAAAUCGAAGGAAUUGUUGUUGAGAGUCGUAUCACAGAGUGUGGCGCAUUCGAUUAUGUAAUUCAUAAGAAAUAUGAGGAACAUUUACAAUAUUAUAGGUCUUUGAAAUGUGAACUCGGCCCUUUCUGCAAACGAUGCUCGGAUCCAUUUGACUACUGGUACUAUCAAAACUCUCCCCGUCGUGCUCUUCAUGAACCAUUUUGGGUUGAACAUAUUUCAAACAAUCAGGAUAACGAGAUCGUAUCGCAGCUACGAAUGGCAUAUCUGAGAGAAGGAAAUGAGAAAAAGAAGAUUCAGAAGGGGAAUAAAAAGCAGACGUUUGAAACGCCAUCUUGGGGAUUCAAACAUGUAUCGAUUGAUCGUUUGGUGGAGAAUAUUAAUAGGGAUGGACAAGGAAGAAAAAGAAAGAAAGAGAAGGGGAAAUUCAAGGAUGUCAAAGCUUCAGAAGAUUUUCGUAUCAAGGGUUCUGAAGACCUGUCAGCAGAUGUUGUUGAAAUGAUUCUAGAAGACAUGACUGCUCUACAGGAAACUCUUUCCGAAUCUGAACAAGGGGAGGAAUGUCAGCAAAGCGUAGAAGAAGUCGAUAAUCAUCCAAAAACUGAUUUCCAGAAUAUUCUACUUUUUGUUUUGGCUGUUUUAUUCCCGAUUCUUAUUUCUUUUGGUAUUUACUUGAUUAGUUCUGUUUUUUAG
Molecule: messenger RNA, 1482 nt
Organism: Caenorhabditis remanei
Lineage: Eukaryota; Metazoa; Nematoda; Chromadorea; Rhabditida; Rhabditidae
Exons: 5
Coding region: 1-1482 (493 amino acids)
Source: RefSeq, a predicted model, not a curated record